AUGCAGCCUCAGGCGCCAGGCACAAGCGAAGCUUCCCUGAAUCCACAACAUGCACACCCAGGACUCAAGAAAAUUCCCUCGUACUGGUACCCUUACACAACAAUGGCGAAAGCGAGGUGGCUUGGGAGGGAAAUAUUAGAGGUUGUGUCUACAGAGUUUCGUGACAGAUCUAUGGAAUACUAUAGAUACGCCCUGGAGUCUGGAGUCACCACAGUAAAUGGGAAGGUUGCAAAGCCCGACACCAUCAUUCAGAACGGUGACCGCAUUGAAAACGUGGUUCACAGACAUGAGCCUCCAGUGACCUCGACUCCUGUCCGUAUCAUACUGGAGGAUAAAGAGCGUGAAUUUAUUGUUAUUAAUAAACCAGGAUCUAUUCCUGUGCAUGCAUCUGGAAGGUAUUUUCGCAACAGUCUUGUUGAGAUAUUGAAGAACGAUUUCGGAUACCAAAAAGUCUACACAAUCAAUAGGCUAGAUAGGUUGACAUCUGGCCUCAUGAUCAUUCCCCUUUCCGCUUCCCGAGCGAACACCCUCACUCAGGAAUUUGCCGCUGGGACAAUCAGAAAGGAGUAUAUCGCACGCUGUAAAGGCGAAUUUCCUGAGGAGGUUACAUGCGAGGAACCCCUUUUAACAGUUGAUAGACAGAUGGGUCUUAACAUUGUCCACCCAGAAGGCAAACCUGCCAAAACCAUAUUCAAAAGGAUGCACUACGAUUCCGCCACCGAUACCAGUGUCGUGCAUUGCCGACCUCUCACUGGCCGUUCUCAUCAAAUCCGUGUACAUUUGCAAUACCUGGGCCAUUCCAUCGCCAAUGAUCCUAUAUAUUCUGAAGCGAAGAUCUGGGGAGAGUGUCUGGGGAAAGGAGGCCUAGACUUGACCCCUAGUGAGGAGCGCGCUGCACCAGCUCCUCCAGAUCAUGUUAGUCUUGCGGAAUCGUCAAAUCCUGAAUUGCUCUCCCGAACCCCCGCUUUUGCGCAAGCCGUGUCAAGCUCGUCUCCCAACCCAUGCGACGAUAAACCCGAGGUUGACGGCCCACGCGUGUGCCAUACAGUGGAACAAACAGAACAAUCUAGCGAUCCCCCAAAACUUCUCCCUCGCGAAACGGGCCAUGAUAUUGGGAUGGGCUCACCUGUGCCGUUGUCUGCAGACAUGGUGGGUGUUAUUACACGGCUGCGGAACAUGAAGGAUGAAGAUGAGGACUGGAGUCGCUGGCGAGAUGUAGUUUUCCGCACUAAAGGUUUGUUGUCACCAUACGGUGUUAAGGCACAGCCAAAGAGUGGUGAAGCCCACCAUGCGAGCGAAGUCCAGGGUCCUCCUCAGCUUACGAAGGAAGAGGUUAUGGCAAAGCUCGAGACCUUUCGAAUACCACCGCCUCCCCCGGUUUUGGUGGAAUCCUCAUCUGCGGCGUCCUUGUCGCCCACUCCAGCGGCGAUGUCCAGUCCUGGUUCUGAGCCAUUUUCCCCACCUCCAUCCACCACCACCGAUGAAUCUCCCUCGUAUUGCCCAGAGUGUUACCUUCCUCUACACCCCGAUCCCAAACCUGAACGACUGUAUAUCUUCUUACAUGCUCUGCGGUAUACAACUAGUUUGGGCUCGUUUGAGACGGAAGUGCCUGAAUGGGCUGCAGAAGGGUGGACCUGGGAACGAUAG
This is a messenger RNA of Fibroporia radiculosa, 1647 nucleotides long. RefSeq lists its product as uncharacterized. Bases 1 to 1647 code for a protein of 548 amino acids. Gene Ontology annotation, molecular function: RNA binding; pseudouridine synthase activity. The transcript is spliced from 12 exons. Lineage: Eukaryota; Fungi; Basidiomycota; Agaricomycetes; Polyporales; Fibroporiaceae. The record is from RefSeq and is a predicted model, not a curated record. Gene Ontology annotation, biological process: pseudouridine synthesis.